Molecule: messenger RNA, 3177 nt
Organism: Onychomys torridus (southern grasshopper mouse)
Lineage: Eukaryota; Metazoa; Chordata; Mammalia; Rodentia; Cricetidae
Product: cytochrome P450 4X1
Exons: 12
Coding region: 444-1967 (507 amino acids)
Molecular function (GO): heme binding; oxidoreductase activity, acting on paired donors, with incorporation or reduction of molecular oxygen; monooxygenase activity
Source: RefSeq, a predicted model, not a curated record
UUCCUCAGCCACCAUCCCUAGCUCCUGUGGCUGCUCACAGAAUGGGAAAGCGGAUCCUUUCGCAAAGCAGUUUAUUUUUGUUUCGUGACAAGAGAAACAAUUACCCCAGGCUGAGCAUUAUUUCAAAAGUCUAAAUUCAGAUCACCAGCGAUUGGAAAGUGUCACACUUAAAAUACGACACCCCAGGAAGGUACAAGAAGUCUGCCUGAAUCCGAGCGUGCACCAGUGAGUGGGUAGCGGGUUGGAAAUCUCUGAGAGCGAGUCUCUUCUUCCCUGGCAGGAGCUGCCCCUCCCCCACCUCCGCUACACCGAGGGCUCACUGGGGAGGGGGCUGGGUCGAUCCUCGCCGGCUCCCAGGUUGGAGAAAGCCACGGGCUUCCCACCACCACCACCAUAUCCUCCAUCCACCCACCCACGGCUCGCCGGACCGCCAGCGCGGAGUGAUGGAGGCCUCCUGGCUGGAGACCCGCUGGGCGCGGCCCUUGCACCUAGCUUUGGUGUUCUGCCUGGCGCUGGGGCUGAUGCAGGCCAUCAAGCUCUACCUGCGGAGACAGCGGCUGCUGCGUGACCUGCGCCCCUUCCCGGGGCCGCCCGCCCACUGGCUCCUAGGACACCAGAAGUUUCUUCAGGAUGAUAAAAUGGAGAAGCUUGAUGAGAUUGUCAAAAAGUAUUCUUGUGCCUUCCCCUGCUGGGUAGGGCCCUUCCAGGCAUUUUUCUACAUCUAUGACCCAGACUAUGCCAAGAUAUUUCUGAGCAGAACAGACCCAAAGACCCAAUAUGUGCACCAGUUCAUGACUCCAUGCAUUGGGAGAGGACUCCUGAAUCUAGAUGGCCCCAGGUGGUUUCAACACCGCUGCCUCCUAACUCCUGCAUUCCAUCACGAUAUCCUGAAAACAUGUGUGGACCUGAUGAUCCACUCUGUGAACACGAUGCUGGAUAAAUGGGAGAAGAUUUGGAGUGCUCAGGAAACAACCAUGGAGGUUUUUGAACACAUCAACUUGAUGGCCCUGGACAUAAUCAUGAAAUGCGCUUUUGGCCAGGAGACCAACUGCCAGAUAAACGGCACCUAUGAGCCUUAUAUGAAGGCAACAUUUGAACUUGGCGAAAUUAUAUCUUCUCAUUUGUACAAUUUCUGGCAUCAUCAUGACCUAAUUUUCAAAUUCAGCCAUAAGGGCCACAGCUUCCAGGAGUUAGGCAAAGUGAUAUAUCAAUACACAGAAAAGAUAAUCCAAGACAGAAAGAAACUCCUCAAGGAUGGAGUAAAGCAGGAUGACACUCAAAAGUCUCAAGAUUUUCUAGAUAUUGUCCUUUCUGCCCAGGCUGAAGAUGAGAGAGCUUUCUCAGACGCCGACCUGCGGUCUGAGGUGAACACCUUCAUGUGGGCAGGACACGAUGCCUCUGCAGCCAGCAUCUCCUGGCUCCUCUACUGCCUGGCUCUGAACCCUGAGCAUCAGGACAGAUGCCGGACAGAGAUCAGGAGCAUCCUGGGAGAUGGGUCUUCUAUCACCUGGGACCAACUGGAUGAGAUGUCGUACACCACAAUGUGCAUCAAGGAGACUCUCCGCUUGAUUCCUCCCAUCCCUUCCAUCUCCCGAGAGCUCAGCAAGCCCCUUACCCUCCCAGAUGGACACUCACUGCCUGCAGGAAUGACUGUGGUUCUUAGUCUUUGGGGUCUCCACCACAACCCUGCUGUCUGGAAAGACCCAAAGGUCUUUGACCCCUUGAGAUUCACUAAGGAGAAUUCUGAUCAGAGACAUCCCUGUGCCUUCCUGCCAUUCUCCAGUGGCCCAAGGAACUGCAUCGGGCAGCAGUUUGCCAUGCUGGAGUUAAAGGUGGCCAUUGCCUUGAUUCUGCUCCGCUUCCAAGUGGCUCCAGACCUCACCAGGCCUCCUGCCUUCUCCAGCCACAUUGUCCUCAGACCCAAGCAUGGAAUCUAUUUGCACCUGAAGAAACUCCCUGAAUGUUAGAUACAAGGAGACAAUGACUAAAUCUCUUUUUGUCUUUAAGUUAAAUUUAUAGCCAAUGGUCCAGGCAAAUGGAGAGGACUCUAAGUCUGAAGGCAGAGUUGGAGGAUGGUGGGAUGAGGCAGCAGCACAUUACCCAAAGACAUUUUCAGAUAACACAGGUGACCCUGGAUAUGUAUGACUUAGAGAGAUUUUCAAAUUGUCUUCUAAUGAUUACUACCAAGCCAAUCACUGGGUGACUUCUAUAUACUUUCUGCUUUUUAAUAGUUUUCAGAAUUACACAAAUAAUAGGAGAAUGGAUGUGUGCUGAAUGAAAAAUUUUUCCAGCACUAGGAAGUGUAGAUAAAAUCUCACCUGGGCUGUACCCUCUGUUCUGACAGAGCCUACUGCUUUCCCUUAAAGCAGAGUAAUUUAGUGUGCAUUCUUCCUGACUCUUUCCUGCAUAUUCCAUAUAUAAUGUCUGUGUGUUUUCUUAGACAUGGGAUCAUAUCUGCACUGUUCUUGCAUUUUCUCACUUAAUAAAAAAAUCUACCCUAAUCAUUACCCUAAGAUUGUGCUCGUCUACAGUGUGAAUGUCCUAUGACUCUUUAACUAUUUUUACCAUUGUCUAGUUAAAUAGUUAUGAUUUUUAAAUGUAUUUAACCAGUGUUCUCUACCUCCCCACCCCCAUGUGUGUCCAGGCAUAUGGAGGCUAACGGUCAACCUCAGAUGCCAUUUUUCAGAUUCCAUCUACCCUUUAUUUUCAGACAGGAUAGCUUACUUGCCUAAAGCUCACCUGGUAGGUUAUACUAGAUAGCUAAUGAGCCCCCAUGAUCUGCCCGUCUUUACCUCACCAGCUCUAGGAUUACAACCAUGUGCCAUCAUGCCUGGCUGUUUUUACAUAGGUCCUGGGGAUUUGAACUUGGGUCUUCAGGCUUGCAUAGCAAGAUUUUACCUAUUGAGCUACCUGUCUUGUCCCUAUCUUUAUUGGGGUAACACCAUCUAUCUUUGUUUUCUAUGUUUUUUUUUCUUCCUUAUCCAUAUAUCCUUUAUAUAAUAUGGAUAAUAAUUCUUGCUUAUAACUUUUCUUUGUAAUUUUUCAGAUUCCUUUGCUCUUAUUAACUGUAGGUAUGGUAUCUUUUAUAUAUGAAAUUCUUUGAUUUUCAUGAAGUAAAAUACACACUGCAGGGCAGUGGUGGCACAUGCCUUUAAUCCCAGCACUCAGGAGGCAGAG